CUUAGUCCAGUUCUUCCAGAAAUGGGUGCCGCUACCCGCCCCUCCCCGCCCUUCAGAAGAAUAGGAAUCCCCCGUCCUGGGACGCUCGUCCACCUUCCAAAUCUCGGUGCCAGGUCGCCGGGACAGUCAGUCUUUGCAGAGGCCCUUCGGUCCGCCACUAUCCCAGGAUUCCCGACUCCCGGCUUCCUGCCCUUCUACCCUCCCAACUCCCGGCGCCUGCGAGAGCGGCAAGAUGGCGGACAGUGACGGCUUGGGCGAAGCAGCGACCGCUGCGGCUUCUGCACCUGCCACGGGCCUGAGCCCGCCGCGGGGCUGGAGGGAGCGGCUGCGGGCCGGCCUGGCGGGGACUGGUGCCUCGCUGUGGUUCGUGGCGGGGCUGGGACUGCUUUACGCUCUGAGGGUCCCUUUGAGGCUGUGUGAAAAUUUGGCAGCGGUGACACUAUUUUUAAAUUCAUUGACGCCCAAAUUCUAUGUGGCACUUACAGGGACAUCUUCUUUGAUAUCAGGACUAAUAUUUAUAUUUGAGUGGUGGUAUUUCCAUAAGCAUGGCACAUCUUUUAUUGAACAAGUAUCUCUAAGUCAUUUGCGACCAUUGAUGGGAGGAAGAGAAAGCAUUUCAGAUCCAGGUUCUCCUUCCAGCAACAGAGAACGUGAAAGCAGCAGACAAAACGUGUCAGAAUGUAAAGUAUGGAGAAACCCUCUAAAUCUUUUCAGAGGAGCUGAAUAUAGGAGAUAUACCUGGGUGACUGGUAAAGAACCACUUACAUAUUAUGAUAUGAACUUGUCAGCUCAAGACCAUCAGACUUUUUUCACCUGUGACACAGACUUUUUACGCCCUUCAGAUACAGUUAUGCAGAAGGCAUGGAGGGAAAGAAAUCCUCCAGCUCGAAUCAAAGCAGCCUAUCAAGCUUUAGAAUUAAAUAAUGACUGUGCCACUGCAUAUGUUCUACUGGCUGAAGAAGAAGCAACAACUAUUGUAGAUGCUGAAAGGCUAUUUAAACAGGCACUCAAGGCAGGAGAAACAGUUUAUAGGAGGUCACAACAGUGCCAACACCAAAGUCCUCAGCAUGAAGCUCAACUGAUCCUCUGCACUGGUUUUUUGAUAGGUAUUCUAGGGUCAUUGGAGAAGUACAACUCAAAAAUAUUUAAAUUUCAGGAAAACUCCUGUGAAGGAAGAGAUACCAAUGUGCUGGUGUAUAUUAAAAGAAGAUUGGCAAUGUGUGCAAGGAAAUUAGGAAGAAUAAGGGAAGCAGUAAAAAUAAUGAGAGAUUUGAUGAAAGAAUUUCCUCCUCUUACCAUGGUGAACAUCCAUGAAAAUCUCCUAGAGUCACUUUUAGAAUUACAGGCAUAUGCAGAUGUCCAGGCAGUCCUAGCAAAAUAUGAUGACAUAAGUCUUCCAAAGUCAGCAGCAAUCUGUUAUACAGCAGCACUUCUGAAGACAAGAACCGUUUCAGAUAAAUUCUCUCCAGAAACUGCUUCCAGAAGAGGGCUAAGUUCAGCAGAAAUUAAUGCUGUAGAAGCAAUUCAUAGAGCUGUGGAAUUUAAUCCUCAUGUUCCAAAAUACUUACUAGAGAUGAAAAGUCUAAUUUUACCUCCUGAACACAUUCUGAAACGGGGUGAUAGUGAAGCAAUUGCCUAUGCUUUCUUUCAUCUUCAGCACUGGAAGAGAAUAGAAGGUGCUCUUAAUCUGUUACAGUGUACCUGGGAAGGCACUUUUAGAAUGAUUCCGUACCCAUUAGAGAAAGGCCAUCUAUUUUACCCUUAUCCCAGCUGCACAGAGACUGCUGAUAGAGAACUGUUACCUACUUUUCAUCAUGUUUCUGUUUACCCAAAGAAGGAGCUUCCUUUUUUCAUCCAUUUCACAGCUGGACUGUGUUCUUCUACAGCAAUGAUAGCCCUUCUCACACACCAGUUUCCUGAAAUCAUGGGUAUUUUAGUUAAAGCUAUAAGUAUGAUCUCAAGAACUUGUGUUGAAUUUUUGUAAAACACAUGAGAAACGAACUCUAAUCUGUGUGAAAGCAGUCAAGCAGCGGAAAAUAUUUGUUAAAAGAAUUGAUUUGUAAAUUGGCAACCAUAAAUAUAUCAAACACAA
Molecule: messenger RNA, 2092 nt
Organism: Erinaceus europaeus (western European hedgehog)
Lineage: Eukaryota; Metazoa; Chordata; Mammalia; Eulipotyphla; Erinaceidae
Gene: ST7L
Product: suppression of tumorigenicity 7 like
Exons: 15
Coding region: 233-1984 (583 amino acids)
Molecular function (GO): protein binding
Source: RefSeq, a predicted model, not a curated record